AUGUGCGGAUUAGGUGCUAAAAAUGGGGACAAAAAGGGACCCAAACGAGGGGGAAACAGAGCUGCUGGUUUUAUUUAUGUGACUGAAGGACUGGAAAAUAUGGCGUUUGUGGCGUUGGCCUUGAGCUUGAUGACAUAUUUCAAUGGGUAUAUGAACUUCAGCUUGACAAAAUCGGCUACCACUUUGACCAACUUCAUGGGAACUACGUUCCUUCUCACGCUCGUCGGCGGCUUUGUCUCCGACACGUAUCUCUCCCGAUUCAAAACCUGCGUCCUCUUCGCUUGCUUUGAGUUACUGGGAUAUUGUCUACUAACGGCACAGGCGCAUUUCCGGGAGCUAAGGCCAGAGCCGUGCAAAGGGGCGGCGGCGGGGAGUGAGUGCAAGGCGGCGAACGGCGGGCAGGAGGCGAUUCUGUACGUGGGAAUUUACCUGAUAGCGCUGGGAGCGAGUGGGGUAAAAGUGGCGCUGCCGGCGUUGGGAGCGGAUCAGUUCGAGGAGGGAGAUCCGGCGGAGGCGGGGAAACUGUCGAGCUUUUUCAACUGGUUCUUGUUCAGCCUGACCACAGGGUCGACCGUGGGGUUGACAUUGAUAGUGUGGAUAAACACGGAGGUGGGCUGGGACUGGGCGUUUGUGGUGUGCACCGCCGCCGUUCUCGCCGCCAUUCUUGUUGUGUGCGCCGGCAAGUCCUUCUUUCGCAAUAAUGUGCCUAAAGGAAGCCCCAUUCUUAGAAUUCUACAGGUCAUUGUAGCUUCAAUCCGUAACAGGAAACUUCCACUUCCAAAUAAUGCUGAUGAACUACAUGAGAUUCGUGACAAAGAAGCAGAUAUCCCAAUUGAAAUCCUUGAGAAAACCGAUCAAUUCAGAUUCUUAGAACGAGCAGCAAUUAUAAGGAAUGAUACAAGAACACCAUGGAGACUCUGCACAGUGACACAGGUUGAAGAGACAAAGAUCCUAAUUCGAAUGCUCCCGAUCAUAGUCAGCACCAUUUUCAUGGCUAGCUGCAUGGCUCAACUCCAGACAUUCUCCAUUCAACAAAGCUUAACUAUGGACUCCAAUUUCAUAGGAUUCAAAAUUCCCGGCCCCUCCGUCCCCGUUAUCCCCUUGCUCUUCAUGUUCUUCUUCAUCCCAUUUUACGAGCGAGUUUUUGUUCCUCUGGCCCGUAAAAUCACUGGAAUUCCCACGGGAAUUCGCCACCUCCAAAGGAUUGGUUUCGGACUGAUACUCACUGCAGCAUCCAUGGCCAUUGCUGGGUUCGUGGAGACCCGACGCAAGAACGUCGCGAUUCAACACAACAUGGUGGAUAGUGAGGAGCCUCUACCAAUGAGUGUGUUUUGGUUGUCAUUUCAGUUCUGUGUAUUUGGAAUGGCUGAUAUAUUCACUAUGGUAGGACUGCUGGAAUUCUUUUACGCCGAGAGCUCGGCAGAGAUGAAGUCGUUGAGCACAGCCAUCGCUUGGUGCUCGAUCGCUUUUGGUUACUUCACGAGUACGGUGGUGGUGGAGGUGGUGAACAAGGCGAGCGGAGGGUGGUUGGCGAGCAACAACCUCAACAGAGACAAUUUGAACUACUUCUACUGGUUACUGUCAGUGUUGAGUGUGGUGAAUUUUGGGUUUUAUUUGGUUUGUGCUUCUUGGUAUAGGUAUAAGAAUGUGGAGGUCCUACAGAAACAAGGUGAAGAAGGGUUUGACAUAGUGCAGGGGCCCUAA
Molecule: messenger RNA, 1704 nt
Organism: Cucurbita moschata (crookneck pumpkin)
Lineage: Eukaryota; Viridiplantae; Streptophyta; Magnoliopsida; Cucurbitales; Cucurbitaceae
Product: protein NRT1/ PTR FAMILY 4.5-like
Exons: 5
Coding region: 1-1704 (567 amino acids)
Biological process (GO): transmembrane transport
Cellular component (GO): membrane
Molecular function (GO): transmembrane transporter activity
Source: RefSeq, a predicted model, not a curated record